Herpailurus yagouaroundi (jaguarundi) is the source of this 1103-nucleotide messenger RNA. RefSeq lists its product as uncharacterized. NCBI's taxonomy places the organism in Eukaryota, Metazoa, Chordata, Mammalia, Carnivora, Felidae. Gene Ontology annotation, molecular function: nucleic acid binding. The annotation marks the transcript as partial. The transcript has 4 exons. Gene Ontology annotation, biological process: virion assembly. The record is from RefSeq and is a predicted model, not a curated record.
GCCUUGCCCGCAGCAGCCGCCCCACCAGUCGCCCCGCUAGUUGCCCCCCUAGGGGAGCCGGGAGGACGGGAAGCAGCAGCUGCGCCAGAACCAGGAGGACAGAAGGCAGCAGCCGCGCAGGGCCCCAUUGAAAAUGAAACCAACCGCGAGAGGCCAGCCGUCCGAACCUGCGGAUGCACCCAGCAUGAGCCAAACCCUCGCCUCCCCGACUCCACUGUGGCCCUACCCCUGCAGGAAAUAGGACCCCCAGAUGAAACAGGCAACCCCCGACUCCAGUAUUGGCCCUUUUCCACCAGUGACCUUUACAACUGGAAAACACAGAACGCUCGAUUCUCUGAUAACCCUAAAGACCUAAUAGCUCUUUUAGACAGUGUCAUGUUCACCCACCAGCCCACCUGGGACGACUGUCAGCAGCUCCUCUGCAUCCUGUUCACUACAGAGGAGCGAGAGAGGAUCCAAUUAGAAGCAAGAAAGCUGGUUCCCGGAGACUACGGUCAGCCGACAUCUAACCCUGACCUCAUUAAUGCGGCUCUCCCCCUAACCAGACCUCCACAGGACGAAUGGGACUACAACACGGCAGAAGCUGCCAAGACACCCGAAGCCUGCAUCCAGGGAACCGAAGGUCUCCUGCGAACUCUGGGAACCUUAGGAUACCGCGCCUCAGCAAAGAAGGCUCAGAUCUGCAAGUCAGAGGGACUGCUGUUGAACCCCCUCAGGGUCAUCUUCACCCCCUCAACGGCCCUGAACCCAGUAUCACUGCUGCCAGACCCGGACAUGGGAACCCCACUUCAUGACUGUGCCGACAUACUGGCUCAAGUUUAUGGGGUCCGGGAGGACUUGCAGGACCAACCAUUAUCGGAUGCGGAUGCCAUCUGGUUCACCAAUGGAAGCAGCUUCGUUCACCAGGGACAAAGCCUUGCAGAGGGUCCAUGAAGAUGUAUGGCCCAAAUUAAAAGAACUUUAUGAAACUGGACCUCCGCCUAUUCCUCAUCAAUUCCGACCCAGGGAUUGGGUCCUCGUCAAACGUCAUCGGCAGGAGACUCUGGAACCCAGGUGGAAAGGACCCUUCCAGGUCAUCCUGACAACGCCUACGGCCAUCAAAG